Molecule: messenger RNA, 3492 nt
Organism: Scophthalmus maximus (turbot)
Lineage: Eukaryota; Metazoa; Chordata; Actinopteri; Pleuronectiformes; Scophthalmidae
Product: target of Nesh-SH3-like
Exons: 23
Coding region: 200-2674 (824 amino acids)
Biological process (GO): extracellular matrix organization; positive regulation of cell-substrate adhesion
Molecular function (GO): protein binding
Source: RefSeq, a predicted model, not a curated record
UGUCAUCAGGCCCCGCCCACCUGCUGAGACUAUACGUGCAGAGUUUCAGAGUCCAGCUCCACAUCGAGGACGUCCCACUGCUGAACAAGUCCUGAGGCCAGACCACAGACACUCAGUGAGGUUGUCCAGCUGCUGGUCGCUCCUCUUCAUCAUCCUCCUCUUCAUCACCCUGGUCUGCUGAAGCUGAGGCUGUGAGGUCAUGACGGGCGUCUCUCUCCUCCCCUGGGUCCUGCUACUGCUCGGAGGGACUCUUGUCCUGAGUGGGACCGAGGCUCAGAGGGUCAGAGCCGGUCGUCAGAACAUGAAGGUCCGGAUCAAGGCGACGGGCGACACCAUCGUGAUGAAGUUCGUGCGUCCGAACCCGGACGUGAAGCUGGAGGGUUACGUCCUGGGCUACGGCAGCAGCCUGUUCUCACGACAGUUCAUCCAGCUGCCGCAGGACGGGCGACCGUACGAGGCCGAGAUGGACGCUGAGCCCAAGUACCUGGUCGCCGUGCAGCCGCUGCCCGUCAACGAUGUGAAGAAGCACUGCACAGGUAAGGUGAACCUGGAGAAGCCUCUCCACCUGGUGGUCGGUUCCAUCAGCCCAACGGCCGUGCUGCUGUCGUGGGGCAACGACCUGAAGAUGCCGUACGAGGGCGACGUCAUGAACCAGUGUCUGGAGGACGGGUUCUACACCAUCCGGUACCGGGAGCGGAGCAGGAAGUGGAACUACCAGACGUGCCCGACCAGCGACACGGUCGUCGACCACCUGAAGCCCAACACGCCGUACGAGUUCGGGGUUCGAUCCAACAAGGACGAGCGCAGCAGCUCGUGGAGCAAACCGCUCGUCCACAGCACCAACAUGGGCAAUCAGAAGGUUCAGAAGACGUUCAGGCUGCGGAACCCUCUGGUCAAACCGCUGAAACCUGUGAAACCCCUCGGGCCUCUCACCCUGUUUCCUCCUCAUCCUGCUCUGCACAACCGGACGCAGCCGCGACUUUCUCCUCCACUCAAACACCCGGGGUUCAUCGGAGCGCCGCGCACGUUCGCGCCACCCAAGGGCCAACAGGAUGCGUUGCCUCUCCCUGCCGCCGCGGAGCCUAAACGACCUCAUGCGUCACUCGACGAAGGGAACUCUGUUAGAAACGACAGCGAGCGCCCGGCGGAUCCUCGUCCUCCUGCCCUCCCCCGACUCCGGCCCACCACGUCCUCCCCCCUCACUAGGUCACCGUCCGGCGGUGACGGGCCUCAGGGGCGGACCACCCAGACCAGUAACGCUCCUCAGAACCCUCAGAACUCUGCUGCUUUCCACCAAUCACAUGAUCUGCUGAGAACAGCUGUGGCCAAUGAGAGGGGUCAAGCUAACAGCCGGGGUGAAGGUCGGUCUAUGCAGACCCCCAGCCCGACCGGCAGGUCCAGGCCCGCGUCAGGAUUCCGCCUCUUCCCACUUGCUAACCACCGCCCCCACCCCUCGUCCUCUCGUCCCCGGACCUCCGGGACCCCUGGGGUCGAUGGAAACCCUCCCCGCCGCCUUUCCCCGCCACAACUGGCCGCUUGGUUCCGACAGCGACCGGGAUCAGCUGCUCGUCCGGCGACGCCCAUCAACAAGAGGCCCAACCUGGUGGGGACACCUGGAGAGACAGACAAGUUGAACAACUUCAAGCAGACGGACAAGUUGCUGCCGAUCCUCAAACCCAAAGUCCCAGCAGCCACCACCAAGCCGACCAAACGGGAGCGGAGACCAACCACGACCACGACUGCAACGCCGACGACACCUGCGACCCGACAGGGGACCUGGGAGGACUCUGACCUGUUCCAGUCCCAGCCUGCCUCAGACCUCGACGCCUUGGGCAGGAAGCGUUACGUCGCGCCGCACGUCGUCUACCAGACAGGCAAGAAACCGAACGAGCCUUGUUCCAUCACCUCCUCCCUCAACUUCUUCCCCGGAGCCGAACUGGGCGAGACCAAUGUGACGGCUCCGCCCAGGAACCCUCCCUCCAACCUCACUGUGGUGACGGUGGAGGGAUGUCCGUCUUUCAUCAUCCUGGACUGGGAGAAAACCGACAACGACACCACAGAGUACGAAGUCAUCUCCACCGCCAAAGGACCGGACGGCGAACAGGUCUCCGUCCUGACCACCAACCAGACCCACACCGCCGUGGAGAACCUCAGACCUGAGAGCAGUUACGAGUUCAAGGUGAAGCCCAAGAACGAGCUGGGAGUCGGUCCGCUGAGCGAGCCGGUGUCCUUCAACACAGAGUCAGCGGACCCUCGGGUCAGCGAGAACGUUUCAGGUAAAGACGCCAUCUGGACGCAGUUCCCCUUCAAGACGGACUCGUACUCGGACUGCCACGGGAAGCAGUACGUGAAGAGGACCUGGUACCGCAAGUUCGUGGGCGUCCAGCUGUGCAACUCGCUCCGGUACAAGAUCUACCUGAGCGACUCGCUCAACGGUAAAUUCUACAACAUCGGAGAUCAGACGGGCUUCGGCGAGGAUCACUGUCAGUUCGUCGACUCCUUCCUGGACGGACGGACGGGCCGACAACUGAGAGCCGACCAGCUGCCGUCCAGACCCGGUUUCUACAGAGCCGUGCGUCAGGAGCCCGUCAUCUUCGGUCCGAUUGGAGCGCACUCCCACGUCAGCUACGUCUCGUGGUACGAGUGUGGAACACCGAUCCCAGGAAAAUGGUGAAGGAGUCCAGGGUCGUCCUCUGAGGCGCCUCAAGGAGGCCUGGUCGCCGGGCCCCGGACGGGACAACAGGCCACACCUCCAAACCCAGAGCUGUAAAAACAUGUACAGGACAAUAUCGUCAUGAGAGCAUUUUCUGAAGUAUGUAACAGCAGAUGAAGAAGAGCAGGACGCUCCGUGCAGGUUGGACAUGUUUCAUAUCUACAUUCACAUGUAGACUUCAUCAUGGGAAGCUGGCUCCCAGGAAAAGUGUUUUGAAAUCAUGUGAGAUGUUAAUUAUCAAAAGAGUCGCUGUUGAUACUCCUGCUGGUUACUCUGGUACCAUUUCACAACCACGUCCACCAGGUCCAAACACCAUGGACGAACGAUACUGACGAUACUCAUGAUACUGACGAUACUGACGAUACUGACGAUACUCACGAUACUGACGAUACUGACGAUACUCACGAUACUCACGAUACUGAUGAUACUCACGAUACUCACGAUACUCACGAUACUGACGAUACUCACGAUACUGACGUUACUCACGAUACUGACGAUACUCACGAUACUGACGUUACUCACGAUACUCACGAUACUCACGAUACUGACGAUACUCACGAUACUCACAAUACUGACGAAACUCACGAUACUGAUGAUAGUGACGAUACUCACUAUAAUCACGAUACUGACGAUACUCACUAUAAUCACGAUACUCACGAUACUCACGAUACUGACAAAACUGACGAUACUCACUAUAAUCACUAUACUGACGAUACUCACGAUACUGACGAUACUCACGAUACUCACUAUAAUCACGAUACUCACGAUACUCACGAUAC